GUUAGCAUAGUGUACUUAGUGUUUAAGCAGAUGAGAGAAGGAAAAUAGGAUUGUAAAUUUACUUGCACUGUUUUGUUAGGCUAAGAAAAAUAAUGUAGAAUAUUCUUGCUAACGGCACAUCUAUGCAGUUUCCACAAUUUCAGUGCAUUCUGUAUUUAAUCUAAAAUGUCAAGGAUCUUGGACCAGAGAAUUCUGUUGUUAGUAAUUUCAUUUUCAGCAAGUGUGCAGAGUACAAAGGUACUUUCAGAAUGGAAGAAGUGUGGUGAUCCGGAAUGUGAGAAGGCAAUGAGCCGAGUUCAAGCCAUUACAGACUAUUUAGGGCCCGAUUGCCGGUAUCUUAACUUCAAAACAGGAGAAGAAAUAAUGGUAUACUCCAAACUUUCCAGGGAAAAUGAAAACCUGUGGACUGGAAGUAAAGGGAAGGAUUUUGGAUACUUCCCAAGAGAUGCUGUGAAGGUUGAGGAAACUUUUAUUGGAGAAGAAGUUGAAGUGCUCACUAAGGAAACAGAUUUCCUUUGUCUUCAUGAAGAUAAGUAUGUUUUUGAAAAUGAAGAUAGCACAUUAUAUGAUCACAACAGAGAAAGUGAAUAUUCAUUGUCUGAUGCAGAACCAAAGCUGCAUGAAAAUGAAGCCUUAAAUUAUACAAAAGACUCCAUACAAAACGAAGAAAUAAUUGAAUCAGUUUCUGAAAAUGAUUCUGAGGAAACUCGAGCUCAAGAGUCUGCAAACAAAAAGUUGGCUAGAAAAGAUGAUACUGAAGAGCCACAAAUGCAAAAUAGUCUCCCACUAGAACCCAUUCAAACUCAGUCUAGCUGGAUUUCAGGAUGGUUCACCACAGAAAGUAAAAAUGAUGAAGAGCCCUUAGAAGUUGUUACUGAGUCUUUAGAAGAAAACAAAUACCAAGGGAGAAAAAUAAUGGUAACAGAUGAAAAUGACGUACAGGAGCCAAAUGAUAAGGAGGAACAAGAACCCCCAGCACCUGGUUGGUUUCAAGGUGGACUGACGAACUUUCUGUAUUUUGGUGAAGAGAAUGAAGAUGUAGAUUUGGCAUCAGAAAAAAAUGAUCCAGAAAUCCAUGAUGUUUCUGGUGUGCCUGAGCAUUCCAAUACUGAACAAGAAACACCAGAGUUACUGUCAGAAGAGGAAAAGAGUGAAAGUCAAGAAUCCAAAUCAAAUUGGUUUAAUUUGGGUUUAAGUGAUGUUCUUAAUUUUGGCCAUGCUGAGAAAGAUACAAUUGCUAGAGAGGACCAGAAAAAUGGAGAAACAAAGGAUGAAGCAAAUAAGAAUGAGGAAGAGCAGACUUUAGACCAGAAAGAAUCACAUAUGGACAAAGAAUUAAAGGAGACAGCUAAAGCAGUGACAGAUGAAGACGAAGAGAAUUAUGCACAAGAAAUAAUAGAUUCACACAGUAACAGGCCAAAUCCUGAGGAGAUACCACCAGCAAGCGUACAUACUCUUAAUGACACCAAAAGCACCUCAAAUAGCACAGAAUCCUCUUUUGAUAUACUAACAAGUGACAAAGAGAAGCCAAUUGAACCUUAUAGUUCAGAAGAAGACUUGGUAUCUGAAAGCCAACUGUUGAAAAACACUGAAGCUGAAGAGAGAAAUCAAGAGUCAGAAAGCAGAAGUGGCCAGUCAGGUUGGUAUACAAAUAUAUAUAAUAGUUUUAUUGAUUAUAAUGUGGACACACAUGAUAAUCAACAGGGACAUGAAUCAAUUGCAUCAGAUCAGAUUUCUUCUUCUCCUAGCCUACCUCCAAAUUGUGAUCCCUCAGACAUAAAACAUACAGAAGAAAAGCCCGACAUAUCUGAAGAACAGAGCCAUUUCUUCUCUUUCAGUCAUUUUGCAGACAUACUGAAGUUUCAGAGUUCAACAGCCAAAGAAGAGCAAGUGCAGAGUUAUGGGGAACUACCAGGAACUGAAAAUAAUCAUCUGGGCAUCAAGAAGACUCCAUGUGGCAGCAAACCAAGUCUUAGUCUUAUAACAUCUGAGAAAGACAAACCAGACCAAGGUUGUAAUGCAGAACAAAAUUCAGCAUCCAAAAGCCAUUUCAAAAUGGAUAAUGAUGUAAAAGAGGAAAUUCACAAACCAGAGAAUAAAAAUGACCCACUGGGUUUUUACGAAAACAACAUCAAAGAUUUCAGUCAGGAUAUUUUUAAUGAUCAACAUAAUCAGAAACCUGGGGAGUCUCAAGAACUGACUCCAAACCAACCUUUCUCUCCUCACCCCUCAUCUAGUGGCUUUGGUUUAACAGGUACCAAAAUGUCUGAAGAAACUGGCCAUUUGGAAGACACGUGGAGUUUCAGAAUGGAAGGAGUAGGCAGAAGAAAGCUACUAGAAGAAACACCAGAGAAGAAACAUGAAAUGAAUGUAGCUGUAGAUAGUGAACUUGACAGUGACCAAGAUUCAAAAGGAACAGCCAUUGCUUCAGUAAAUUCUGAAAUAAAAAUGGACAGUUCAGUAGCUGACUCUGUAUUUGAUGUCGAAAAGCCUUUCUCAGAUGCCGUCCAGAACUAUGUUCCAAGUAAUGAAGGAGGCUGGAUAUAUCAAAUACUACUCUGUUUGAAUGCUCUGGAGAUCAGGGAGUCAAUGAAAUCUGUAUUGUCAGCACUGAUGACUAUUAUCCAAAAGGUUGUGGCUUCACUACCUGAAGAUAUGAGACCUGGCCCUGAUCUGUAUGGUUUCCCGUGGGAAAUAGUGAUUUGUGCUGGCAUUGUUGGAGUGUUUACAAUUCUUUUGUUCCUAUACAGAAGUUACCAAUCAGUUAGAAGUCGACUUUAUGUAGGAAGGGAAAAACAGCUUGCCAAUAAAAUUGCUGAACUAAUUGAUGAAAAAUGCAAAAUUCUUGAAAAACUCAGCCUUUGCAAAAAAGAGUUUGAAGAUUUAGAAUUGUCUCUGAAGGAUGGUAACGGUAUGAAAGAAUCAACAGACACAUCUUUUUUUGAGGAAAUGCAUGAAAAACUGAACAAGUCAAACUUGGAACUCAACCAGGAAAUAGAGAACUUGGAAAAAGAACUGGAAGAAGAAAAAUCUAAACAAUCAGAAAAUGACACCUUGGUGGCUGAAAUACAGGAGAGAGUGGAGUCUUUAGAGAUUGAAGAAAAAUCUAUCCAGUCACAAAUUGAUGAGGCCAAGUCCACCCUAAAAGUCUAUCAGAUUAAUACAGAGAGACUCAAGACAUCUCUUGAAGAUGCAAUAAAUGAAAACAGCCAUCUCCAGGAGAGUGAGAAACAGCUUUUACAAGAAGCUGAAGGAUGGGGUGAACGAUUUAGUGAACUCAAUGAACAAACAAAGAUGUUUGAAUCAUCUAAAGCAGAUGUAGAAGAUGUUUUGAAAAACAAAGAGAGUCAAAUCAAGUCACUGACACAAUAUAUACUGAACAUGAAAGACUGGAGUUCAGCAGUAAGAGAAGAUGGUGAUUCUGAAGACAGUCACUGGGACACAGAUACAAAGGGUGAGACAGAGAACGGAGAGCAUUUAGAUGAUGAGCAAAAACGAACUGUAAAAAAAUUGAUCUAUGCUGCAAAGUUAAAUGCUUGUUUAAAAACCAUGGAAGCAGAAAGAGAUCAAAUGUAUUCAAAACUGUCUGAUGAAAGUAAAGCUAAAGAAGAACUUACAGAACGCAUAGAAAACCUUCAAAGUCAACAAGCUUCCUUGCAGUCUGAAAAUGAACGUUUUGAAAGUGAAGUUCAAAAGCUUCAGCAGAAACUUAAAGUAAUGACUGAGCUUUAUCAAGAAAAUGAAAUGAAACUACACAGGAAGCUGACAGUAGAAGAGAGGGAGCGUUUACAGAAGGAAGAAAAGCUUUCUAAAGUAGAUGAAAAAAUUAGUCAUGCUGCUGAAGAACUAAACAGCUACAGAGAGCGAGCAAAGGAUCUUGAAGAAGAGCUAGAAAGAACCAUUCGCUCUUACGAGAAUCAGAUUACUUCACAUGAGAAAAAAGCUCAUGAUAAUUGGCUGACAGCCCGAGCAGCUGAAAGACAUCUUAAUGAUAUAAAAAAAGAAAAUGCACAUAGCAGACAAAAAUUAACUGAAGCAGAAUUUAAACUUGAACUUUUAGAAAAAGAUCCUUAUGCUCUUGAUGUUCCAGUUAGACCAUUUGUCAGAGAGCAUUCCCCAUAUGGACCCUCACCAAUGGGCCGGCCUUCAUCUGAAACAAGAGCUUUUCUUUCCCCUCCAACUUUAUUGGAGGGUCCUUUAAGGCUUUCACCUAUGCUUCCAGGUGGAGGAGGAGGAAGAGGAUCCAGAGGACCAUCUGCCAUGUAUGAACCUGGUAGCGAAAGAGGAGAGCUGAGUUCUGAUAGAUUAACUGAUCCCCACAGACCACCAUCAGAUACUGGAUCCCUGUCUCCUCCUUGGGAGAGAGAACGCAGGAUAAUUCUGCCUCCACCAGGUGAGCCUUAUGCUGACCCAGUUCUUCCGCCUCGAAGACAAGAAAGAUUUUUCCCUAAUCCUCCAAAUACUGGAAGACUUUCAGGACCAGCAGAACUACGAACCUACAAUAUGCAGUCUUUUGAUAAAACAGAUGGACAAACAUCUUCAGAACACAGUCCACGAACAGAACCAAGUGGAGAUGGGAUGAAGGAUCAUUCUAACCUUAGUAACUCACUCCCUGAUCAGUCGCUGGUACCUGAAAGCGAAGCUGUCAGUUCAGGGUUUGUGCCCCCACCUUUCCCUCCAGUCAGACCUCCACUGAUGCCUGUGGAUCCUAGAGCACCACCAGUACCUUUCAUGAGACGAGGACCUCCUUUUCCUCCCCCUCCUCCUGCUGGCAUGUAUGGACCACGGGACUGUUUUCCAGUACGAGACUUUGGGCUUCCGCGCCCUCCGCUGCCAAUAAGAAAUCCAUUUCCAAUGAGACCUUAUCCUCACUAUCCACCUCAACGACCUGGAUUUUUGCCUCCACCACCUCCUCCUGAAAAUAGAGUUGAACCACCUCAGUCAAAUCCAUCAGCUGUAGACCAACCAGAACCACACCAGGAGACUUGAUGGCCAUUUGGGGAAUGUGCUGAACCCUUCCUGUGCUCUCCUAAUGCAUCUCUUCAGUAUGUUGGUAAAUGACUGUGCUUACCAAAUCUGGAAGAUCUGGGAGAGUGCUUGAACAACAAGCAGUGCAGCUCUCACACUUGGCGGCAGUUUGGACUAUCAUAAGAUGAAGUUCAGGAGCUUGAAUGAAGUCCGUGCUUGGCAUGCACACAUGGAACAGCCACUCUGACAAGUCUCACAGCACAGUCAGCCACUGCAGGGCACAGCAGCUCUUCAACAGCUGACCAGACAUCUGCAGUUUUCAUUCAGGAUGCACAGCUGCGUACUCUGAGUACGGAUAAAACGUCAAACUGAAGCAUUGCAGGUAUUCAUAAUCUAUUUAAUAGUGGGACACCAAAGAAGUACUACACAUUUGUCUUGAGCACAUUAGAUUUUGAUUUAAGCAAUUGCAAUGGAUGCAGUAAUUUCCCAAAAAUAGUCUUCUAUAUUCUACAAUCCACAGUUUACUGUAUCAGUCUAAUAGGUCAUAUAAUGAUAUACUGUUUGUGCUAACUGGUCCGAUCUUUAGCAAAGCAUCCUUCCCCUUCCGCCACCACCCCAAAAUUGUUGACAAAAUUCAGCCAAAUUAAAAAAAAAAUUACUGCAUGACUUAUUUUAAAUUUUUCUGCUGACCUAAACACAAUGGGAGCUAUCAGUUACACACAGCUUAUGAAUGAUGUUGCGUUUUAAUUCUAAAAAUCUUCAUGCUGACAACAAUAAAAUAUUUUAUACAGCGAUCAAUUUUUAAUGCUUUAUUCAUUGAUUAAAAGAAUAUAACAUUUAACAUAAACCAUACAACAUCAGUCAUCAAUUCAAACAUUCAGCUGGUUUCCUUACAUUUUCUGUCAGGAGUUUUUUUUUUAUCUGAUCACAUUUAUAAGAUAAAAUCUCACCACAUCUGGCAUAUACACACACUGUGCCAGUGGAUUCACUCUACUGAUGUACAUAUAAAAUCCGCAUGGUAUGUGCUCACUGGAGACAAAACAGCGCACACCUGUCAAAAGGUCAUUUUAAUAUAAGAUGGUAAAACCAUUUGUAAAACACAUAUAAACUUUUUCCAUAAAUAGAAUCAUAUCUGGACAUCUGUUGCAUAAAUUGUGUUUUCCAAAGCUUACAAUAUAGCAGCCAGGUCUCAGCACUGCUGGGCACCCACGUUGGCCACUUACUUUAUUAUUGCAGACUGUCCUUUAAACAUUAAAUGCACAACAUUCGUACCACUUAAAACUGGGGUCAGGUGGAAGUCUCACAGAGACCACGUCUGUACCGCGGUUGCCCUGAAACAGUUAAAUCGGCUUCUAAAGCCUCUCAGAUAUAACAAGAUUUUAAAACAUACUUCAUGGAAUGUUCUUCAUGCAUCAUAGCAGCUCAUACCUGUGAUAGAACAAGCUUUGUAUUUAUUUCCUUUCCUUCCUUUACAUUCACUAUUCACAGUGAAACAGGUGCAUGUUUGUUAAGAGUUCUGAGGUUGCUGACUGAGCCACAGCACAGCUGUGUACCACAGGUCGAAAUUCGACCUUAUAUAUUACAAUCUAGCAGUAUCUGGCUGGCCAAAAAGUUGGCCUGCCCCUGCCAGCAUGUGGGCACUUCUUCGUUUUUAAUCUAUUCUUUGGCAGCUGACACAGGCGCUGACAGAGAAAAUCCAGUGACUUGGUUGUUAGGGAUUUCACGACUAAUGUUUGUUUGCAGGUGUAGACCUUUGUAUUGAAGUCUUCACUGUUAUGUGUUUACCUCAUCAGAGUGCACAUUCUUGCUUUUUCCUUUUAAACUUUGGCCCAAAGCUAACUUUUAAGGAAGAUGACAGAACAUGAGAAGAAACAAGGAGGAGUUUGCAAAGAAUCCAAAAGACUACACUUAUGUAAGUGCAGGUACCUGAACGCUAGUGUUUCACACCGCCGCUUAACAGCUAAGGAAAGCCGAGAAUGGAGUUAAGUCAUGCUUCAGAAUCCGCACGUGAAAUAAAGCAAGGUAAGAGUCUUAGAGUGAACAGCCCUGGAGAGACUUCUCGUCCUUUAAGCCUAUUAAGUAGCAUGCUACUGGAUUAAGCACACAAUGACAGCAUAGAAAUCCACUGGACUAUGAAUAUGGGUAUUAAAAACAGUUGGCUCCCGAGCACAGGACUCCAAUAGCAAAAUAAUUCAAAAUGCAGUUACUCAAGUAAAGUAAAGUUAGCCGGCAACCUCAGACAGCCUUUGGCUGUAUCUCUUAAGGUUUGGUAGACAAGUCCAUUAACCGUGAAAACCCUAAACACUGCCACUUUCAGCUUCUAAACCAAUACCCGACUACGUUCUUUGAUCAAGAAGUAGAAUACACAUAUAUAAUUCUAUAUAGCUAAUACUGAUUAAACACAGCACAAAAGGGGUUAAUUCACACUACCAAAAAAAC
Molecule: messenger RNA, 7407 nt
Organism: Myiozetetes cayanensis
Lineage: Eukaryota; Metazoa; Chordata; Aves; Passeriformes; Tyrannidae
Gene: MIA2
Product: MIA SH3 domain ER export factor 2
Exons: 30
Coding region: 166-4989 (1607 amino acids)
Biological process (GO): endoplasmic reticulum to Golgi vesicle-mediated transport; protein secretion; vesicle cargo loading
Cellular component (GO): endoplasmic reticulum membrane; endoplasmic reticulum exit site
Molecular function (GO): protein binding
Source: RefSeq, a predicted model, not a curated record